Molecule: messenger RNA, 4580 nt
Organism: Sebastes umbrosus (honeycomb rockfish)
Lineage: Eukaryota; Metazoa; Chordata; Actinopteri; Perciformes; Sebastidae
Gene: adnp2b
Product: ADNP homeobox 2b
Exons: 4
Coding region: 307-3465 (1052 amino acids)
Biological process (GO): regulation of gene expression
Cellular component (GO): nucleus
Source: RefSeq, a predicted model, not a curated record
GCGCCAUUUUUUCCUCAAUAGGAGGAAGAAAGGGACAAAAGCUGAGCGUAAAAUAACUCACCUCUGGAGGCGGUUCAGCAGACAUUAUCUGUCUUAUUUCACCAUAUAGUUCAUACAAGGCGGUGUGUGUGGACAGAGGAUGCUGCUCGGGUGAGUUUCUGGAGGUGGUAACAGACGCAGCUCACCGACACACACACAGACAGUGGAGGGCCGGUGGAAGUGGAUAACCGUUGGCCCAACCGUUGGAGACACAGCGACGACUAACGACGAUCUACACCGAAGAUUAACCGAGGCUUGUGAGGAACGAUGUAUCAAUAUCCAGUUGGAAAUAUUGAGAAGAUCCGAAAAGCCCGCAAGGCGGUGAAAAACAUCCUAGGUGAGAUCGGCCUGGAAGACUGCCAAAACCUGUUGAAGGAUCUCAAUGAAAAGUCUGAGAAAAACUCAGAUGAAGAAGAGGUCUUUCAGGAAACUGAGUGGGUUGAUAUCACAGACGGAUACAAUGUCAAACGACGGAAAAAGUGGCCCUAUCGGUCUCGAGCUCUGUGCUGUACCAUGUGCAAGUACUCUUCGCAAAACAUCUACAACUUCAGGAACCACGUCUCUCGCUGCCAUGGAUAUGUGCAGGCAUACUGUAAGCUGGUACCCUGCUCGAAGUGCGUCUACAUCGGACACCCCAAGUUUCUCAAGAAGCACAUGCUGUUCUUCCACGCCACCUAUAUACAACCGCAGAGGGACGAGCCCCUGCCCUCCCAUCGUGGAAACGAGCGCUAUCAGUGUCGGAAAUGUGGAUUUCCAGCCUCCUCUAUCUUUUCGAUGAAGAAGCACAUCAUUCUCAAGCACCUGACCACUUUGGCAGAACAGUAUAUCGGUUACAGAUUACUCCCCCAAGGGACUACGUCUAUAAAGUACUACUGCUGCAAGGUGUGCAAGGUGAACACUGGAAACCUAGACCAAAUGUUGCAUCACAUGCUGGUUGAGCCGUCGCACUAUUCAGUCAGCACGCAAGUACAGGGUAUGAUUUAUGAGAACAAGAACUUCAUCAUUAAAGCAACACCCAAUGGGAAUGGCAUGUUUGUCACAUUCCCGAGCAUUGCUCCGAAACCACAGCAACCUCAAAUGUUCAACAGUAAGUCCUUGGUUUUACCAAGUAACGGCCAACCUGCUGGGACUGUGGUGCAAUUACAGCAGUUACAGCAGUUACAGCAGUUACAAGGAACUACAAACAGUACUACUCUGAUCUGUGCCCCAGGAACCAACCAGGCUUUUUUGCCGCCUCAAGCGUCGGCGCUAGUGCAGCUAGCUAGCGCUGAAGCUAAAGGUUUGCUCCAGCCUGGUGCCACGAUAUCCCUCCGAGGUGCUUUGCCCCAAGGAUCAGGAUCUAUGGUCCAUCUUCCCACAAUGUCUAAAGUGUCUCUGAAACCGGCACCUGUGGCUCUCGCUCCUGCUCCCGCUCAUCCACAACACACUCCACAUUCGCAGCAAAUCUUUCUCCCAUCAGGACUGCAGGCCCACAUGGCAGCUGGAACCAGAGCUGUGUCUAAGCCCGCUGUGGAUACACAAAAGGCACCAAACAAACAAAUCACCCUACAAGGCACCAUGCUGACUUCACAGUCCCUGCUGAGCCACCUUAUCCCGACUGGCAACAAGAUGAAUGGCAUGCCCACGUACACUUUUGCUCCGCUGCAAGUAGCAAUGCCCGGCUCUCAGAGCACAAGUACCCCUCUCAAGGCUGUCGAGCAAACGAGGAAUUCCACGCCACAAACUAAGAAAUGGGUUACCUGCCCGCUCUGCAAUGAACUUUUCCCUUCCAGUGUCUUCGACGUGCACACAGAGGUUGCUCACCAGAUGGUAUCCAACACAUCCAAGUCAGAAAGUGUGGCGGCACGAGCAGCAUUCUUGAAGAAAAUGCCCGACAAAACUGUCAAAUGUCUAACGUGCAAAAUUCUGCUAUCAGAAAAAAGCGUCUUCCAACACCUGCUGCACGGCCUGAAUUGUUUGUACUGCUCGGCCUUGUUCUUUUCAAUCAGACAGCUCGUUGAGCAUAUAAAGCAGCACAAUCCAACGAGCAAGACAUACUGUGAUUUUCUGAGGCAGAAGUACAGGGUCUACUCUAAAGGCGUUGGAGGAAUCCUGUUCCCUUACUUUGAUGUCCACACCACCGCACCAAAAGAGGUCCUGGGAGACACCGAGGUCAAUCUUGCCCUGGUCACAAGUUCCCUCGACCUGAUCUUCUUUAAGUUGCAGCCCACCAGCCAGCCAGAAAUCUGCACGGCACCUACAAAAAUCAACAGUGCUUACUGUCCGUUCUGUGACGAAAAGUUUCAGAAUGAAACCAAACACCUUCAGCACCUGAGGCAAAAACACUUGGUAGCACCCACCAUUCAUGCCAUCCUCAAGACCGAGGCUUUCAAGUGCAUAUACUGUAAUGGCGUGUACACAGGAAAGGUCACCCAGCAAGCGGUGAUGCUCCACAUUCAGCGAUGCCGGUGUUCACCGAAACCACCACAGCCACCCAAAAUCACGGUAGCACCACCGCAGCUACCGAAACCACCUCAGCAGCUCAGUCAGCCACUCUACUUCCUCCAGAUGCCACAAGGACUGACUAUGAGAAAACCUAUAGCUCCAGCUCGUGUGAUUCCAGCUGCGCCCACCGCACAGCGUCCAGAGACCGAGGCAGAGAUGCAGUCCAAGAAGAGGCUGGAGACCGCGUGGAGGGAGGUCAUGGAGGCCAACAAACGAGAGCGAGAACAAAAGGCGAUCAUCCGCAAGAAGCGAGAGCAGGAAAAGUUGCUGCCCCCGCCAGAGCCCGUGGUUCAGAUCGAUCCCACAGUGAAGCUGGUGCUGGAGCCCACCCCGGUGGAGCGCCGCUGCGGCGAGGAGCGCAAAGACUUCAUAUCCAAGUACUUCAACCUGAACCCCUAUGCGACCAAAACCGAGACCGAUGAGCUGUGCAGGAGGCUGACCUUCACCAAAGCGGAGUUGGCGGCCCACUUCAGCAAGAAGCGCAGCAAGUGCAUGAAGAGUCUGAAGAGGAACACGGCCGCCAUUUUCCUCGGCUUCAACAUGACAGAACUGAGCAAAGUCAAGCACAAUCUCAUAAUCCCCGAACAGCAGCCUGUCGACACCGCAGAGCAGCCACCCAGUGAUUCAACAGAGCAGCCGCCCGCCCAUACCGCAGAGCAGCCGCCCGCCCAUACCGCAGAGCAGCCGCUCGCCGAUACCACAGAGCAGCCGCUCGCCGAUACCACAAAGCAGCCGCCCGCCGAUACCACAGAGCAGCAGGUUGCCAAUACCACAGAGCGGCCGCACGCUGAUUCAACAGAGCAGCCUCUUGUUGAUACCACAAAGCAGCCGACCGCUGAUUCAACAGAGCAGAUGGAAAACAGUGUGGAUGGACCAGAACCGAUGGAUGACAGUGGAAAUGAGAAAGUUGCGGAUGGGGAACAGGUGGAGCAGAUGGAAUAAGUUAUGAAAUGUGUGAAAAUGGAACAAAUGCUGACGCCCCGAAUUAAAAUGAUGGCCUUUUGUGUUGACAGUCACUAGAGAAGUUCAUCAUGCAGUGCAUACAAUGUAUUACCUAACAUACAAGUUACCUGUAAGUGAGGGCCGUCUCCUAAUGCAGGCCACAUUAAUAGUGCUUUGUUUGACCUCAGUAUGUUGUCAGUGGUCCAUAUCCUAAUUUCCACAUAAACACGAAGAUAAUGAAGAUACAGAUGUGUUGUAUGUGAGAUAUAAUGGUGUCAGACUGUUGAGCUGCAACAGUAUUUAGCUGGUUACAAUUUCUCAUUCAACAAUGGCUACUGACUUCGACUCAAGCACUGAUUGGCUCCUGGUAGCUGCUUUUUUUUUGCACCCCUUUAUUUAAGCCCAUUUGUAAUUGUGAUUCCUCUAUCAUAGCUUGUCUGUUAAUAUCAAGUUAACUUAAGUACAUACUUAUACAUAGACUUGGUUUAUCAUUAUAUUAUGCUUUUCCUUUUAUAACUUUUGUUUUUUUACAUAUAUGGACCUGUGUGUGUCAUGUGCAUAGCUUGUUUUAUUUGUCUUUCAGAUUGUUCCCUCCUCUACUUUUAAAACAGAUUAAGGGGGACAUAUUUCUUGCUCACCAAGGUGAAUGUUCAUCUUGCAGUUUUGAAGCCAAAUUCUUAAGAAUGUAUGAACAUUUGAGUUGUCAGUUUGCUGAAUUCUCAGUUAAGGAACUCUUGGUUAUUAUUAUUAUUACACAUCGCUGACCAUGUUGCUUGCAUGAGCCUUUGUUUUAUUGUCAGAUGAAAUUAUGAUUUGUGCCAUUGUGAAGUUUGCAUAGACUUGUGGAAAUUUACCUAGAGAUUCAACAACAUAAUAUAAACCAAGUUAUUGGGUGUUCAAAACAUAUAUCUUCUGUUCUCCUGACAGCUGUUUUUUUUGUACUACACUUGUAUUUUCUAUAAUUCCUAGAAGAUCGAAAAACGUUGGGAGAGGUACAAUUUAUCAUUCUGUCCAAGGCCACUGUGUUGUAACAAAUAAAGUGGUUUCCUUUUCCGUAAAUGAUUCUAUCAUUUUUAUUUUUCAUUUCGUAAUAAAAAACUAUCAUUUUAAAUCAA